UCGGAAGCGGUGAGAACUGAGAGGCACUGGCCAGGAAGCGGGGAUGGGGGCAGUUCUCUGUGCGUAGACUGAAGUAUUCCUUGCUCCGUCCUACGCGGGUCCGUGGCGGCCUGACAUCAAGGGCCGGGAACGUGUAGGUCAUGGCGCUGGCCUCGCGAGUGUGGCGCUUUCUCCCUUUGGCACGUGGAGCUGUUCCGGGUACUCGGUUUCCGACGAGGACUUGGGGCAGCCGUGAGCAGUGCUGCCCCGGGCGAUUCCGCGGCCCUGAGGUGAUAGGUAACGCAGGAACUUUGAAAAGAGGCCUUUUAUUCUCAGCCUUGUCUUAUUUGGGUUGUGAAACUUAUCAAGUCAUUUCGCAGGCUGCUGUUGUUCAUGCCACAGCCAAAGUUGAAGAGAUUCUUGAACAAGCUGACUAUCUGUACGAAAGUGGAGAAACAGAAAAACUUUAUCAGUUGCUAACCCAAUACAAAGAAAGUGAAGAUGCAGAGGUACUGUGGCGAUUGGCUCGGGCAUCACGUGAUAUUGCUCAGCUUAGCGGGACUUCAGAAGAGGAGAAAAAGCUUUAUGUGUAUGAAGCCCUAGAGUAUGCAAAAAGAGCAUUAGAAAAAAAUGAAUCAAGUUUUGCUGCUCAUAAGUGGUAUGCAAUCUGCAUUAGUGACGUUGGAGAUUAUGAAGGCAUCAAGGUUAAAAUUGCAAAUGCCUACAUUAUCAAGGAGCAUUUUGAGAAAGCAAUUGAACUGAAUCCUAAAGAUGCCACCUCAGUUCACCUGAUGGGUAUUUGGUGCUAUACAUUUGCUGAAAUGCCUUGGUAUCAAAGAAGAAUUGCUAAAAUGCUGUUUGCAACUCCUCCUAGUUCCACUUAUGAGGAGGCCUUGGGCUACUUUCAUAGGGCAGAACAAGUGGAUCCAAACUUCUACAGCAAAAACUUGCUUCUUUUAGGAAAGACAUACUUGAAAUUAAAGAACAAAAAGCUUGCUGCUUUCUGGUUAAUGAAAGCCAAGGACUAUCCAGCACACACAGAGGAAGAUAAGCAGGUACAAACAGAAGCUACUCAGUUGCUUACAGGUUUGUGAAAAGAAAUGAGAUCUUUCAGAGAAGAAAAUACAUGAAAUACCCAAUAAACAUUGCCUUUUGUUUUAUUUAUAAAGAUAAUAUGUUAAUCAUAA
Messenger RNA from Marmota monax (woodchuck), 1166 nucleotides. It is a transcript of the gene Rmdn1, whose product is annotated as regulator of microtubule dynamics 1. Gene Ontology annotation, cellular component: spindle microtubule; mitotic spindle pole; cytoplasm. NCBI's taxonomy places the organism in Eukaryota, Metazoa, Chordata, Mammalia, Rodentia, Sciuridae. Gene Ontology annotation, molecular function: microtubule binding. Bases 141 to 1073 code for a protein of 310 amino acids. The record is from RefSeq and is a predicted model, not a curated record. The transcript is spliced from 10 exons.